GGCCGCAGCGGUGCUGCCGAAAGGUCAAGGUGGGGAAAGCCCACAGGCUGGUCCCUGGGAUAAGCCACUGGCGGUCAGCGGUGACCGGGUGUCUGUCAGCUAGGGCUGCCCACCCAACACCAGAUGGACAGACCCUUACUUCUCAUGGUCUAGAGGCUGGAAGUCCAAGAUGGAGGGGUCAGCAGGACACAUGGACAUAUAUUAUCAUGCCCAGCUUGUCAAUGAGGGAGGCGAAGCAUCUGGUGAAGUCACGAAGUCAAGUCAGAGGCAGGGCCUGGACUGACCUGCAUCUGCAGGUCCCUGGAGCCCAGCACCCUUCCCUGUUCUGACCCGGGAGUCGCUGCACAACCCGGAGCCGGCUGGUGGGCGCCAGGCCUGAGAGCGGGUUCCCAGAGUUGGAGCUUUCAGAGGUGGAGUCGCUUGUUCAGUGACGAAGCUAGGGUGGGGCCGUGGGAACUGAUGGCUGAAAUGCAGGGGACAGAUGGAAGGAAUUAUCCUAGGAGGUGCCGUCGGUGGGAAGCCAGAUGGGUUUGGACAAGAGCAAAGGACAGGGUUUUAAAUGGCUCUGGAGGGAAGCCUGGAGUAGGAACCUCUUGGGGGACUUCAGGACCGUGCCACAGACGCAGGGUGGGCGGCUGCUGCACCCAGCUGGGCUCCCUGUCGGCCCUGAAGCACGCGGUCCUCGGGCUCUACCUGCUCGUCUUCCUGAUCCUCGUGGGCAUCUUCAUCUUGGCAGUGUCCAGGCCCCGGAGCUCCCCCGACGACCUGAAGGCCCUGACUCGGAACGUGAACCGGCUGAACGAGAGCUUCCGGGACUUGCAGCUGCGGCUGCUGCAGACUCCGCUGCAGGCGGACCUCACGGAGCAAGUGUGGAAGGCGCAGGACUCGCUGCAGAACCAGUCGGACUCGCUGCUGGCGCUGGCGGGCGCGGUGCAGCGACUGGAGGGCGCGCUGUGGGGGCUGCAGGCGCAGGCGGCGCAGACGGAGCAGGCGGUGGCCCUGCUGCGCGACCGCACGGGCCAGCAGAGCGACGCGGCGCAGCUGGAGCUCUACCAGCUGCAGGUGGAGAGCAACCGCAGCCAGCUGCUGCUGCGGCGCCACGCGGGCCUGCUGGACGGGCUGGCGCGCAGGGUGGGCGUCCUGGGCGACGAGCUGGCCGACGUGGGCGGCACCCUGCGCGGCCUCAACCACAGCCUGUCCUACGACGUGGCGCUGCACGGCACGCGGCUGCAGGACCUGCAGGUGUUGGUGAGCAACGCCAGCGAGGACGCGCGCCGCAUGCGGCUGGUGCACCUGGGCCUGGAGCGGCAGCUCAAGCAGGAGCUGGCCGUGCUCAACACCGUCACGGAGGACCUGCGCCUCAAGGACUGGGAGCACUCCGUCGCGCUGAGGAACCUCUCCCUGGCCAAAGGACCUCCAGGCCCCAAAGGUGAUCAGGGGAGUGAAGGGAAGGAAGGCGAGCCUGGAAUCCCUGGAUUGCCUGGACUUCGAGGUCUGCCAGGCGAGAGAGGAACCCCAGGACUACCCGGCCCUAAGGGUGAUGACGGGAAACUGGGUGCCACAGGCCCGAUGGGCAUGCGUGGGUUCAAAGGUGACCGAGGUCUGAAAGGAGAGAAAGGAGAGCGAGGAGAUCGGCCAGGAGAUGCCAGUGGCAUGGAGGCCAUGCUGAUCCGGCUGGUGAACGGCUCGGGCCCGCACGAGGGCCGCGUGGAGGUGUACCACGACCGGCGCUGGGGCACCGUGUGUGACGACGGCUGGGACAAAAAGGACGGCGACGUGGCCUGCCGCAUGCUGGGCUUCCGCGGCGCGGAGCAGGUGUACCGCACGGCGCGGUUUGGGCAAGGCACCGGGAGGAUCUGGAUGGAUGACGUCGCCUGCAAGGGCACAGAGGACACCAUCUUCCGCUGCAGCUUCUCCAAAUGGGGGGUAUCGAACUGCGGACACGCCGAGGACGCGGGAGUGACGUGCAGCCGACACUGACGGGGGGCGCCCCAGCUUGGGGGCCGCAGCCGGCCUCCUUCCUGCUCUCCAGGGCGGGGGCAUCGCUCGGGUCACCCUGACCAGCUCUGCCUCGCCCAGCCCAGCAGCGCCCCCCUCCCGGGCCAGUAGCAACCUGUUGCCCUUGUCCCCGUGGACAUCUCCAAGGUGCCACUCUGCGUCUACUUCCUGCCCCUACCCCAGGACCCACUCGGGGGGGCCCCUUGCCUGGCCUCCUAGACACCCGGCCCGGCUCCCGAGGCCUCGUUCCUCCCGUCUGUGGCUCGACGUGAACGCUGACAGGAUGUCGAAGAGAAACGCAGCCCUAGGCACGGGAGGGAGUACCAGAGGGUUCUCUUUGCAGAUCAUUCCCAGACCUGUUAGGCCAAGCGUCCUGACAUCUCUCCAGCCACGGGCAACACCCAGAGACUCCCGUUCCCCUCUUUGCUCUGCCUCUGCCCCCCGAUGUUAGUUUGCUGACGUGACUUAGAGAGGCAGCUGCAGGAACAAGAGGGAAACACAAGAGCCGAUCCAGACGUGGAGGGGGCGGGCGAUGUGUGUGUGCUGCGAGACCAGCACGCACGCAUCAGGCCCCGUGGCGCCUGGGUGCACACGGCCUGCUGGAGGCACUGCCCACGCCCUGGCCUGCAAGCCAGAAGACUGAGAACAACUGACCUCUGUGUCCACCGCAGCGCGCCUGGCCGGGCUUGAGCAGGCAGCUCGCGGUGCACGCGGGUGACUGAGUUACAAACCUACAAUGCUCAGGUGUGAGUGCGAGACCAGACACGGCUUGUUCCCAGGUCAGCCAGGCACACAGGGGGUAUGGAGGGCGACACAGGGUUGUCUGGGCGAAGCGGAGACCAGCGCUCAGUGCCUGGCAUCACCGUUCAAGUCAAGUCCUCUGCAUUGUUAGGAGGGCAUGAUAUAGAACAUUCCAGGCUUCUUGGGUGUGAUCCUGGGGUCAAGCGAACAUGUGUCCUGGUGGAUCCUACCAAGGUGUCAGGAAAUGGAUUCUCUCUAACCUCUGGAGCAGGAUGGGCACAGGAAUCUGCAAGUCCUCAUCCCGCGCCCUCCCCCGGGAGGUCAUGUUCUGCUUCGGACAGGAGGAAGGGGCCGAGCCGCUCACAUCAUGCUCCAGGACUGGGGCUGCAUGGCAACAAGUGCGCACAGACCCACUGCACCUAGGGAGCCAAAAGGCUCAGCCAGACCCGGGGUGCACACACGCCUGCAAGCUGGGUGAGCAGCAGCUUGUCUGGGGCUCCUCCGAUGCAGACCAGCAAAGAUCCUAAACUAGUCUGUGCUGUUGGUUGUUCUUUGCUUACAAUAUACUCGAUAUUCAUUAAUGCCCUAGUGACCAGAGACUCUUUCUGCCAUUGCUAUGUGUAGGCAACACGCAGGGCCCGUGCCUCUCUUGUCCCGGGCCGACCACGCACGUGCGCGCAUGUAGACAGAGCGCUCUUCCCCGUUGGCUCCGCGCAUCGCAAAGUUUGCAUUUAAAGAAGAAAAUGCUACAGGUGGAGAGAUGUCACAUUGAAUGCAAUAAAUUCCUAAGAUGGUUCUGGAAAACACCCACUUGCCCCAGUAAGGAGGACCCAUAUAAGUUGGUCUUUGGGGAGGAAAAAAAAAGUCUUGUUUUCCAUCAAAUGAAAACAACAGCGAUAAGUGUUUGAACCUUAAAAUAAAAGUCUACUGGUUUACAAUCCUACUUAAGAGGGCAUGGAAAUAACCAUGGACCUGUAUUUCAGGGACUAGAGGAAAUUAGGCCUGGCCUAAAAUACAUCAGGCCUUUUUGUAAGAAAAAAUUUCAAUAAAGCUGAAAACAUGUC
This is a messenger RNA of Talpa occidentalis (Iberian mole), 3803 nucleotides long. It is a transcript of the gene SCARA5, whose product is annotated as scavenger receptor class A member 5. The record is from RefSeq and is a predicted model, not a curated record. NCBI's taxonomy places the organism in Eukaryota, Metazoa, Chordata, Mammalia, Eulipotyphla, Talpidae. Bases 460 to 1980 code for a protein of 506 amino acids. Gene Ontology annotation, molecular function: ferritin receptor activity. Gene Ontology annotation, biological process: iron ion transmembrane transport. Gene Ontology annotation, cellular component: plasma membrane. The transcript has 8 exons.